Messenger RNA from Lemur catta (Ring-tailed lemur), 4203 nucleotides. It is a transcript of the gene WIPF3, whose product is annotated as WAS/WASL interacting protein family member 3. NCBI's taxonomy places the organism in Eukaryota, Metazoa, Chordata, Mammalia, Primates, Lemuridae. The record is from RefSeq and is a predicted model, not a curated record. The coding region runs from base 1 to 1980 and encodes 659 amino acids. Gene Ontology annotation, biological process: exocytosis; Arp2/3 complex-mediated actin nucleation; retrograde transport, endosome to Golgi. Gene Ontology annotation, cellular component: recycling endosome; WASH complex; early endosome. Gene Ontology annotation, molecular function: alpha-tubulin binding; gamma-tubulin binding; actin binding. The transcript is spliced from 10 exons.
AUGCUCAGGACAUCGGAGACACAGAAUCCUCACCGAAUGAUCACUGAGCCUAGAGCAAUACAUCCAGCCUCAGACCUCCAAGGGCCUGAACAUGGAGUGAUGAGAUUUGGUGGCCACAUCAAGUUUUUACUGCUCCUCAAGCCUAUUUUAGUUUUCAGUCGCAGUCUGCUUUCUCUUCCGUUCCGCUCCACCUGGGACAAUCUACCUCCCCAGGUCACCCGUCACCCGGAUAAUUCACGCUCCCCUUUCGGUUCUCCUCGUGGACAUCAGCUCCUCAAGCAGCCCUCACUGGUGUGGUCCCCAGAGUCUGGAUCAGGGCCCCUCUAUGUGCGCUGGCUCAGGAGACCUCUGACCCUUCUCCUCUUGCUUAGACUUGGGACUCUGUACCCGGGAGGCGCUCCCCGCGGCUGGGACCCGCCUCCCGGGUCCCAGGAGACCCCGCCCGCCGGGGCCGUGUCCCCGCGCGCGGGGCGGCGGCGGCUCCCAGGCAGAAGCCGGCGAGCAGGGCAUCGGGCGCUGCGGGACCCAGCCCGGGGCCGGGAGGUGGCGACGGCGGCGGGGACGUCGGCCGGAGCUCGGGUCCAGUCCAGUCUGCGGCACGGCCGGCGGCAGGUAAGCACAGACACUUCCAGCUCGAGAAGGGCAGAUCCGAAAGGUCGGAGUGCGCUGUUGGCUGAUAUCCAGCAAGGGACUCGCCUGCGAAAAGUGACGCAGAUCAAUGACCGCAGUGCCCCACAGAUCGAGGGUUCUAAGGGAACCAGCAAAGAAGGAGGAGGUUCUACGAACUCCCGAGCUGUGAGCACACCCCCAGCCCUGGGAGAUCUGUUUGCUGGUGGCUUUCCCGUGUUGCGACCAGCAGGCCAGAGGGAUGCAGCAGGUACCAAGACAGGGCAGGGCCCUGGCUCCCGAGCGCCUUCUCCCAGACUUCCCACCAAAACCAUCGGCGGUCCGCUUAACCCCCCUGCAUCUCCCAGGCUAGGCAAUGCCUCCGAGACGCAUGGCGCUGCCAGGACCAUCCCUCCUCGUCCCAACGUGCCCGCCCCACCACCUCCCACCCUGCCCCCACCUCCCCCACCCUUACCCCCACCCCUGCCCCCGUCCUCCCCCGCCAAAGCUCCGCUGGUGUCCCCGCCUGGCCCACCGACCAAAGGGAACCCCCCGGUGGUUGCACCCCCUGUCCCCUGCGCGCCUCCGCCGCCUCCACCGCCACCUCCCCCAACCCCACCUCCGCUGCCGCCUGCCUCGGUUCUCGGCGACAAGGCGGCAAAGCCCCAGCUAGCCCCCUUGCACCUCCCGCCCGUCCCGCCCCCGCUCCCUCUCCUCCCACCCUGCGGGUACCCCGGGCUCAACGCGGAGCCCGCCAGCCCCGCCCAAGACCUGCCGGAGCCGCCCGCCCCGCCGCCCCCGCCGCCCCUCUACGCCUCGUGCUCCCCGAGGGCCGCGGUGCCCGCGCCGCCUUUGCCGGGCGCUAACAACAGCAGUGACGCCCCACCCCCGCUGCCGCCCAAGUCCCCCAGCUUCCAGGCCCAGCCGCAGAAGGCCGGCGGCGCGCAGACCUUGCCCGCGCCGCCCGCCCCUCCGGGGUCCCAGGCCUUCCUGCAGAAGAAGAGGCACGGCCGGGGCCCAGGGACCAGCGGGGGAAAGCUGAAUCCACCCCCCGCACCCCCUGCGAGAUCGCCCACCACGGAGCUUUCGAGCAAGAGCCAGCAGGCCCCAGCCUGGACCCCGACACCGCAGCCCGGAGGUCAGCUACGAAACGGAAGCCUGCACAUCCUCGAUGACUUUGAGUCCAAAUUCACGUUCCAUUCUGUGGAAGACUUCCCCCCUCCGGAUGAGUAUAAACCAUGCCAGAAGAUUUACCCCAGCAAGAUCCCCAGAAGCCGUACACCUGGUCCCUGGCUCCAGGCCGAGGCAGUCACGCAGAGCUCUGAUGACAUCAAAGGCAGAAAUUCUCAGUUAUCUCUGAAGACUCUCCGGUGAGAGGACAGAUGAAGCCAAGGUCCUGGGUUCCAGAUUGCAGGACAGGCACCCCCAGGAGAAGAUGUCAGACCCCUCCCCACCAUGCUCCAGCUGUAAUUCAGUUGACCUACAGGCUCUGAAUGGAGCAUUCAUUUAUUGUAAAUACGUGGUUUGCACGGGCUUCGAAGCAGCAUUUUAGUCACCUUUUAUUUGAGUAAUAUUUUUAAAAACACUCAACAUUUUUCCAUUUUUUACAUCUUGGCCCUCAUCUGUCAGUACAGAUAGAAGCCUGUCCCUCCCCCCACAGGCCCAUUCCAUGACUGUGAAUAUGCUUGCGGGCUGGCCCUUUCUAGAUUCUGACCCGUUUUUAGAGAGUCCUUAGUUUCCAGGUAGUCCCAAAGUCUGAAGUAUCCACAACUUCUUAUUGGCAUGAUUUUAUAUUCUCAUAGCACCAACUGCAAGAUCAAACCAAAUAAUGCCUUACAAAUGACGCAGCUCAGAGGAAGUAGUGUGUCCCCCACACCCAGACAAUGCCACGCAGCCUCCAGUGAACGAGAUGCCACGUCUCGCUUCCGUUUUGCAGUACAGGGAUGUUUUUUCGCUGCCUAAUGUAAAUAUGUCACAGAGUAAAGGCAAGAGUGGGCUUGGCCCCUCCAGUGCCGACCGCAGGGCCCCUUUUGUCACUGAACAAUCCUACAAGUAGCCAAUGCUCCUACUGUUUACAGUGUCCCUAGUGCCCAGGUCUCCGUCACUUUCCUCCUGUCCCUUCCAAGUUCCCAGCCCCAUCCUGGUAGCCAGGAUAAGGUCAGCUUCAUGAGAUUUCAAUAUUUGUUUCCCUACAAGUUAAAAACAUACAGAACUCAUUAUUAUAGUCAACUACUAAUUCUAUCUCAGAGGUCCCCCCCCACGCUGCUCCCACUUCAAGUGUGGGAUUUCCAUGGAAAAUAUGACAUGAAAAAGUAUAGAAUGAAACAACUCGUGAAAUGCCUGCCUCAAAAAUCUGUUGCCACAUUCCCACCUUUAGGAACCUUGCAACCACCCAUCAGGCAAAACCUGGUCCCCGCCCCCAAGCUAAAGGAGAACCUCACCGGCCGACAGCUCUGGGGAGAUGAGUGCAGGCCCAGCCGCCGGAGUGUGGAAGGGUCAGGCUGGCUGGGACUGCCCCUCACACUCUUUCCUGAGCCAGCGAGGGAGUGGAGUGUGUUCUUGUUGUUUGCGGCCUGACCCCAAAUGCUCCCUGUCUUUGGUGGGGGAAGGCUGUGACAGAGGAAGGAGAGAAAAUAGGAAACAGACUGAUCCCUGGGCUGUGCUCAAAACAGCUGUAGAUGAAAGGAUAUUGGGAGGGAGAGGAGGGAGACCAGUGAAACAUGUUUGUUUUGGGACAACCCACUGAGGCACUCACACCAGAGGGAUCUCACGUCCAGACCAAGCCAUCCAGAAAGGUAGAGCGUUAGGAGGGUUUGGGCAAAGGUGACUGCGUAUACCUAGGGGUUGUCUGGAGUGAGUACGAAGAUGCUGUCCUGUUAAUACAUCAGGGCUGCCCUUUCUCAUUCCAGAUAGAAGCCAGGGAACCAGGGUCAAGUUCCCUCCUCUGGGGAAUGAAUCAAAUCAAAUUACAAUAGCUAAAUCCAAGGAAAAUAAGCUUUCGCAGGUCAUCGGCUCUGGGCAUAACUGAUUUGUUGGUUCUAGAAGGUUUCCAAAAGGUCAGGAUUUCUUUAUUAUAACAGCAUCCACUCCACUGCCCUCCCAGUGGUGUAGAGUAAUUAUAAACGUUUUAAUUAUCAUGAUUAAGAAGGCUUUAGACAAAGGCACUUCCACCUUCAGAGUAGACUGCCUGCCCUGAUAAGGUGUUUAUACAUUCAUGUUCCCUACGGCUGGGACAGAAAUUAAACAUAAAACUAUUUAAGGACAGAGGGAAGGAACGAGCAGAAACCAAAAGCGGCGAUUAGGGAGAAAUCUCAGGAAUCUGGCACCACACCUGUCUCCUCCAGACCUAUCACUGAAUUCACUUCCCGUUGAGUUUGUGCUGGCGUGCUGAGUUCCUCCGCCGUGGGAAGGUUUCUUGACCGUGGACUCACACGUGGAGGCAUCUGAGUCGCAGAGUCCCCUGCCACCCUCACACAUUCUCACUGACACUGUCGUCUGUGACUGCCCCAGUGUUUCGCGUGUAUUUUAUAUUUAUUGAUGUCUCCCUCUGCAGAUUCAUUUCUUUGUACCUAAUAAACUUUAAUAAGUGGAAAAUGA